Molecule: messenger RNA, 1004 nt
Organism: Lobosporangium transversale
Lineage: Eukaryota; Fungi; Mortierellomycota; Mortierellomycetes; Mortierellales; Mortierellaceae
Product: protein-tyrosine phosphatase-like protein
Exons: 4
Coding region: 93-926 (277 amino acids)
Biological process (GO): protein dephosphorylation
Molecular function (GO): phosphatidylinositol-4,5-bisphosphate 5-phosphatase activity; protein tyrosine/serine/threonine phosphatase activity
Source: RefSeq, a predicted model, not a curated record
CAGUUAAUUAUCAAGUCAGGUCAGGCACACAAGUAGGCUCAUCCCAAAGUUCAUUUUUCUUUCAUUCCACAGCCUCACAUUCAUCUCAAAAAAUGGACAUUAAAGUACUUCAUCCAACUAACCAUAUAAUGCCAGCGACUGAAGAGGUAGCAAUAGCAGAAGCAACUAGUGCUACAAGUAUGACGGAGACUUUAGGAACCAUUAUAGUGCCUGAAGAAGUAGAUGCUGCGGAUGAGGAUAAGGACAAGCUUCCUCCAAAUGGACCCUUUCAGGGCGAUGGCGCAGAUCCAUCUCAAGCAGCAGUGCUGAUCCCUGCAAGAUCAACGCUUGCUUGGAUGACCUACACUAUCUCGCUCAAUUACAAUCGCCUUGCUACAUCGGUUUUAUCCCCAGUAACUCAUUGGCAUUGGCAUGAUCCCAUCCCUCACAGCAGUCUCAUCCUUGGUGCUGUUCCAUCCUCUCAUCUUCUCCGCCAACUCCGGCAGUAUCAUCAAGUCGGAGGUAUUGUUAAUAUGUGUGCCGAGUUUGAGGGAUAUCUCAAGGCUAUGCAAGAACUGGAUCUGGUUCAAUGUUGGGUUCCAACCCUAGACUUUCAUACUCCUACGGUCGAAAGCAUCUGGAUCGGAGUUCGAUUUAUUGAAAAAUAUGAAAAGCAGUGGGUACAGAAUAUCAAACUUGAAAGCAACCAUAGACGAAUAUAUUUGCAUUGCAAAGCUGGUAGAGGAAGGAGCGCAACAGUAGCUCUGUGCUGGUUAGUAUUUUCGUACAAGCUGACACCUCUCCAGGCGCAACAUGUCCUUUUAAAGGCUCGGGCACAGGUGGACAAGAACAUCUACCUGCACCCUGAGGUUAUUUCUUUUGACGAGCAAGUUAAAGAUCUCGAGAAGGAGAGCAUUAUCACACGAAAAGAAUGGCCAGGGCAUUAGUUGGGCUAGAGUUAGGCGCCGAGCAGCAAUUAGAUAGGAAGAUCGUCUUUUUUUGCUUCAUCCCUUUGUAAAAAAAAA